CGGAGCUCUCAACGCGCUCUCGUGCUGCUCCUGUUGCCGCUGGGUGCCUCUGCUGCCAGUGCUAAUCCUGCUGGAGGCGAAGAAAAGCACUUUGGGGGCAAAAGAAUGUUUGCUGUCAUUUGCAUGUAUUUGAGCCAGGAGCAAUGGGUUGUACAAAACAACUUCAGCAUCACCAUAAACUUCAGAGAAAUCGUUUCUCUCACAACAAAGGCAGCUCUGUGCAUGGCCUUCAGUUGGCUGCCUGGAAAAUGACUGCACUCGACAACUGCCAGAAGAGAAAAAUGAAGACAGGUCAUUUUGAAAUAGUCACCAUACUGCUGGCAGCCAUGAUUCUAGUGGACAUUUUCCAGGUGAAGGCUGAAGUGUUAGACAUGGCAGAUAAUGCAUUUGAUGAUGAAUAUCUGAAAUGUACUGACAGGAUGGAAAUUAAAUACGUUCCCCAACUACUAAAGGAGGAAAAAGCAAGCCACCAGCAAUUGGAUACUGUGUGGGAAAACGCAAAAGCCAAAUGGGAAGCCCGAAAGACUCAAAUUUUUCUCCCUGUGAAUUUUAAGGAUAACCAUGGAAUAGCCCUGCUGGCAUAUAUUUCCGAAGCUCAAGAGCAAACUCCCUUCUACCAUCUGUUCAACGAAGCUGUGAAGAUGGCUGGCCAAUCUCGAGAAGAUUAUAUCUAUGGCUUCCAGUUCAAAGCUUUUCACUUUUACCUGACAAGAGCCCUGCAGUUGCUGAGAAGACCUUGUAAGGCCAGUUACAAAAAUGUGGUGUAUAGAACAAGCCAGGGCACUUCAUUUACAUUUGGAGGGCUAAACCAAGCCAGGUUUGGCCAUUUCACCUUGGCAUAUUCAGCCAAACCUCAAGCUGCCAAUGACCAGCAAACUGUGUUGUCCAUCUACACAUGCCUUGGAGUUGACAUUGAAAUUUUUCUUGAUAAAGAAAGUGAAAGAAUUACUUUAAUACCUCUAAAUGAGGUUUUUCAAGUGUCACAGGAAGGGGAUGGCAAUGACCUCAUCCUUCAAAGCACAAACAAGACCUGCAGCCAUUAUGAGUGUGCAUUUUUAGGUGGACUUAAAACUGAAAACUGUGUGGAGAACCUAGAAUAUUUUCAACACAUCAAUGUCUACAACCCUGGUAAGAAGAAACAGAAGCUUGAAGACCAUGGUGAGAAAAACCAGAAACUUGAAGACCAUGGUAUGAAAAUCCUUGAACCCACCCAAAUACCUGGAAUGAAAAUUCCAGAACCUUUUCCAUUACCUGGAAUAGAAGUGAUACAACUGAAUGAAAAACCUGGUCACUAGAUUUUGCUGGGACUAGUGUGUUGUGCCGUCUCCUGGAAAACUGUGUGUAGGUUUUUAAAAGGUGAUGUGAAAACAGUACACAGGAUCUCAUUUAAUCCAAUAAGGUACAUGUUAUUGACACUUCAGAGAUGAGAACAUGGAACAUAAGCAGGUUAAGGAAUUUAUAAUAGGCUAGAAAGAGACACCCAAACUUUUCAAGCUCUGUUCACUUUGUGGUACACUUGUAUUCCAGCCAGAUUUAGUUAUUAACCCCUAUCCUGGGCUCCUAGAACUGGUAUUUGGCUUGAAAGCUGUUAAAAUUUGGUGCCAUCAUAAUAUUUCAAUGCUGGGCACACACUUGGUAGUACAGAUGGUCUCCAACUUACAUGGUUCUGUAAGAAUUAAAGAGGAAAGAAACAUGAAAAGGUGGCUUGCCAGUUAGGACAGAUUUAUUUUAGAGAAAACAAACCUGAGAGGCACCUUCUGGCAAGUUAGGUCAGAGGCACGCUCUCUUACAGACUAAGAGUUUUUAAGAAUUCAUGGUGGGAGAGUCUGUCAGAGGCUUGAACUGCUUCUGUGUCUCUUUGUUGUGCUUAUCUGGGAGGAAGAGUUGUGUGUCUGUCCCAUACAUCUUUCUACAGCUGCAGGCAUAUCCCCAAGUCUGCUUUUAGCUUCCCUAUCUUAGUGCACCUGAAGGGAAAGGAAUGUGCUUUUUAAGGCCCACUUUUUACUGGGGCCCAUUAUAUGAGGGUGAAGUUUGGCAGUUACCCAAGAGACUUUCCUGCCACCUCCUUCUGUGCCCAAGCUGUUUUAUUUGUGUUUUACUGUUUGCUCUUUCUGGACACCCGUAGUUAGAACAGAAGUGAUUUCCCUGAAAUGCAUUAGUCUAGAAAGCGAACUAGAACUUAAAGUGAUGGUGAUUGUCUGAGAUGACAGUGCUCCUGCUCUGUCAGGUUCAGCUUAGGAUUUGUCGACUUUGCAAUGGUCUGAAAGCCAUACACAUUCAGUAAAAACCAUACUGUGAAUGCCUAUAUCAUUCUCUUUUUCAUGUUCUGUACAUUAUUCAAUAGAUUACAUGAGAUAUUCAACAUUUUAUUAUCGAAUAAGCUUUAUGUUCAGUGAUUUUGCCCAACUGCAGGCUCAUGUAAGUGUUCUGAGCACAUUUAAGGUAGGCUAGGUUAAGCCAUGAUGUUCUUGUAGAUUGGGUGUGUUAAAUGUAUUUUCAGCUUACAUUGGAUUUAUUGAGACACAACUCCACCAUAAGUUGAAGAGCACUUGUAUAGCACAGUAAUUCAGAGCAAAUUUGAAAUUAGAUAUUUCUAGCACCAGUUAACUCUGAUUUUAUGCAUGGCAUCCCUCAAAACAUUGCAUAAACGUUUUAAGGAAUAGCUAUGAAAUGUGGAUAAUUAUACUGGCCUAAUAAGACUGUUAAGAAGUAAAGGUGACAAUGUACAUAAGCAUUUGCACAAUGCAUGGCACACAGUAAACUCUCAAUGAAUUGUAGUUAUUCAUGUUGUACUUGGGAAUCUGAGUUCAAUAUGUAGAAAAUACGUUUUUGUAAACAAAAUUUUAACUUUUAUUUUAAUGUAAACACAUAUUGAUGGUUAAAAAAAAUUCAAAGAGCACAGAUGAGUACAAAUUAAACCCUUCCCCCAACCCCACACAUACCCGUAAACUGAUUACCCUGCCCUUCAGACCCACUCCCAGAGAUAACCAAGUUUGCUUAAUUUUUAAUCAGAUCUUUGUCUUCUGGAUGAACAGAUGUACAGUGUAAUUAA
Callithrix jacchus (white-tufted-ear marmoset) is the source of this 3052-nucleotide messenger RNA. Lineage: Eukaryota; Metazoa; Chordata; Mammalia; Primates; Cebidae. The record is from RefSeq and is a predicted model, not a curated record.